This is a messenger RNA of Aspergillus versicolor CBS 583.65, 264 nucleotides long. RefSeq lists its product as uncharacterized. Bases 1 to 264 code for a protein of 87 amino acids. Lineage: Eukaryota; Fungi; Ascomycota; Eurotiomycetes; Eurotiales; Aspergillaceae. The record is from RefSeq and is a predicted model, not a curated record. The transcript has 3 exons.
AUGGGUGGAGGCGGAAAGAUCCCAUACCCCAAGGAAGUCUGGUCUCCCUCCGGAGGCUGGUACGCUCAACCUGCAAACUGGAGGGCGAAUACCGCUAUUAUCGGUGCCGCCAUGAUCGGAAUCGUCGCUGCGGUAUGGAGCAUUAGCGCGGAACGCGAACAACGGGAUAAGAUGCCAGAGCCCGGCCGGUUCUUCCCCAGCCGAUACUGGAGCAAGCAGAUUAUCGAACACGAGAGGCAACAGACCGCCAAGAACGACUCAUAA